This is a messenger RNA of Nakaseomyces glabratus, 1101 nucleotides long. RefSeq names its product putative serine/threonine protein kinase MRK1 (gene MRK1). Gene Ontology annotation, molecular function: protein serine/threonine/tyrosine kinase activity; ATP binding; protein serine/threonine kinase activity. Gene Ontology annotation, cellular component: cytoplasm. Lineage: Eukaryota; Fungi; Ascomycota; Saccharomycetes; Saccharomycetales; Saccharomycetaceae. The record is from RefSeq and is a predicted model, not a curated record. Gene Ontology annotation, biological process: signal transduction; protein phosphorylation.
AUGAAUAUCGAGAAGCUUACUGGGCCCGAGAUUGUCAAGAAGCAGGUGUACUAUGGGCACGAGGUUGUUAAUGGUGCCGCCAAGAGCAGCGAGCCGAUUACGAUAUCGUUUCCGGCAACCGAGGUGGUGGGCCACGGGUCGUUUGGUGUAGUGUUCACUACUGUGAUACAGGAGACCAAUGAGAAAGUUGCGAUAAAGAAAGUUCUCCAGGACAAGCGGUUCAAGAACAGAGAACUGGAGAUCAUGAAGAUGCUGCAGCACAGGAACAUCAUCGACCUCAAAUACUACUUCUACGAAAUAGACGAGAGAGAGGACGUUUUCCUCAACUUGAUACUCGAUUACAUGCCCCAAUCCCUCUACCAGAGGCUGCGCCACUUUGUGCAUCAGCGGACACCAAUGCCCAGAUUAGAGAUAAAAAUCUACAUGUACCAGCUCUUUAAAGCACUAAACUACUUGCAUCAUACAGCUAACGUAUGCCACAGAGAUAUAAAACCACAGAACCUGCUGGUAGACCCGAACUCCUGGUGUUUGCGACUAUGUGAUUUUGGUAGCGCCAAGCAGUUGAAACCUACAGAGCCGAACGUAUCGUACAUCUGCUCGAGAUACUACAGAGCGCCAGAACUGAUAUUCGGAGCCACUAACUACACAAAUCAAAUAGAUAUAUGGUCAAGCGGUUGCGUGAUGGCGGAAUUGCUCUUGGGUCAACCGAUGUUCCCAGGUGAGAGCGGCAUUGACCAACUAGUAGAGAUUAUUAAAAUCUUGGGUACCCCUACGAAACAAGAAAUUUGCGUGAUGAACCCUAAUUACAUGGAACACAAGUUCCCUCAAAUCAAACCAAUCCCAUUAGCUAAAGUCUUCAAGAAAGAAGACGAAGUAACGGUGGAUUUCCUAUCGAAUACUUUCAAGUAUGACCCUACUCAAAGAUACCACUCUUUACAAUGUUUAUGCACUCCGUACUUCGAUGAAAUUAGAUUUGGCGACGGAAAGAUAAGAGAAAUAAUAAAAGAUCUGAAACUACUAGAGUUUGAUGAACAGAUGGAACUAGCACAUCUUGGUCCCGACGAAAGAGGAGCGGUAAAGCAAAAGUUACAUAUACAGUAA